CCUCGCCCGGCAGCCGGCGCCCGGCAGCCCCGGCCUCGAAGGGCGGCUGGCCCGAGGCGGCGGCGGGCGGCAGUGGCGGCGCGCUCCCUUCCGCCUUUUCCUGGGUCUCUCUCGGGCAGUGACGUGACGUGCUGACGGCGGGCCCGGCCCGGGGAGCUUGGCCGCUUCCACUCAGCUCCGAGCUCGGCCCCUCCCUCCCCUCCCGCCCGCCCGCCCCGCCGCAGCCGCCGCCGCCGCCGCCGCGUUCGGCCCAGUCGCGCUGAGAGAGAUCGCGCCGAGGCGAGUGCCGCCGCCCGCCACCCGCACGACACUGUGACUGAUGAGAGUUAAAGGCCAUGGAUGAAGAUGGGCUUGAAUUGCAGCCACAUGAGCCAAACGCAUUUUUUGAUCCAACAGGAGCUGAUGCAGCACAUAUGGAUGGGGAUCAGAUUGUUGUGGAAGUACAGGAAACAGUAUUUGUUUCAGAUGUAGUCGACUCAGAUAUAACAGUGCAUAAUUUUGUUCCUGAUGAUCCAGAUUCUGUAGUAAUCCAAGAUGUCAUUGAGGAUGUUGUUAUCGAGGAUGUUCAGUGCCCAGAUAUCAUGGAGGAGCCAGACGUAUCUGAAACUGUCAUUAUUCCUGAACAAGUGCUGGACACAGAUGUAGCCGAAGAGGUUUCUUUGGCUCAUUGCACCGUCCCAGAUGAUGUUUUAGCGUCUGACAUAACAGCAGAAACAAUGUCUAUACCAGAACAUGUGCUGACGAGUGAGUCAAUGCAUGUACCUGAAGUUGGACAUGUAGAACACGUAGUUCACGAUAAUGUCGAAGAAGCAGAUAUUGUCACUGAUACUCUGGGAACAGAUGUUGUUUCUGAGGAAGUCUUGGUGGCUGACUGCGCAUCUGAGGCAGUGAUAGAUGCCAAUGGGAUCCCUGUGGAACAUCAAGAUGAGAAGGGCAACUGUGAAGAUUACCUUAUGAUUUCCCUGGAUGAUGCUGGUAAGAUAGAACACGAAGGUUCUGCUGAAAUUACCAUGGAAGCAGAGUCAGAAAGUGGCUCUUGUAAAGUGGAUGGCAUUUGUCCAGAAGUCAUCAAGGUCUAUAUAUUCAAAGCAGAUCCUGGAGAAGAUGACUUAGGGGGCACAGUAGACAUUGUGGAGAGCGAGCCAGAGAAUGACCACGCAGUUGGAUUACUUGAUCAAAAUAGCAGUAUUCGUAUUCCAAGGGAGAAAAUGGUUUACAUGACUGUAAAUGAUUCUCAGCAUGAAGAUGAAGACUUAAAUGUUGCAGAAAUAGCUGAUGAGGUUUAUAUGGAGGUGAUUGUAGGAGAGGAGGAUGCAGCAGUGGCCCAUGAACAGCAAAUUGAUGACAAUGAAAUUAAAACCUUCAUGCCUAUAGCUUGGGCAGCAGCGUAUGGUAACAAUAAUGAUGGCAUUGAAAGUCGGAAUGGCACUGCAAGUGCUCUUUUGCACAUAGAUGAGUCGGCUGGGCUUGGGAGACUGGCUAAGCAAAAACCAAAGAAAAAAAGGAGACCCGAGUCUAGGCAGUAUCAAACAGCAAUAAUCAUUGGCCCCGAUGGUCACCCGUUGACAGUCUACCCCUGCAUGAUUUGUGGAAAGAAAUUUAAAUCUAGAGGUUUCUUGAAAAGGCACAUGAAAAACCACCCGGAGCACCUUCUUACCAAGAAGAAGUACAGAUGCACGGACUGUGAUUACACUACGAAUAAAAAAAUCAGUUUACAUAACCACUUGGAGAGCCAUAAGCUGACCAACAAAACAGAAAAGCUUAUUGAGUGCGACGAGUGCGGGAAAAGCUUCUCCCACGCGGGAACUUUGUUUACUCACAAGAUGGUGCACAGGGACAAAGGAGUUAGCAAAAUGCACAAGUGCAAAUUCUGCGAUUAUGAGACGGCAGAACAAGGCUUGCUGAGUCACCACCUUUUGGCUGUCCACAGCAAGAACUUUCCCCACAUUUGCGUGGAGUGCGGCAAAGGGUUUCGCCACCCGUCGGAGCUCAAGAAGCACAUGCGGAUCCACACCGGCGAGAAGCCCUACCAGUGCCAAUACUGCGAGUACCGCUCCGCCGACUCCUCCAACUUGAAAACCCACGUAAAGACUAAACAUAGUAAGGAAACGCCGCUAAAGUGCGACAUCUGUUUCCAGACUUUCCCAGAUACCAAAGAGCUGCAGCAGCAUACGCUGAUGCAUCAAGAAAGCAAAACGCACCAGUGUUUGCAUUGCGACCACAAGAGCUCAAACUCGAGCGAUCUGAAACGACACAUAAUUUCGGUCCACACGAAAGACUACCCCCAUAAGUGUGACAUGUGUGACAAAGGCUUUCACAGGCCUUCGGAACUGAAAAAACACGUGGCGGCUCACAAGGGUAAAAAAUUGCACCAGUGCAGACAUUGUGACUUUAAGAUCGCGGAUCCGUUCAUUCUGAGUCGCCACAUACUCUCAGUUCACACAAAGGAUCUUCCGUUCAGGUGCAAGAGAUGCAGAAAGGGCUUUAGGCAACAGAACGAGCUGAAAAAACACAUGAAAACACACAGCGGCAGGAAAGUUUAUCAAUGUGAGUACUGUGAGUAUAGCACUACAGAUGCCUCAGGCUUCAAACGGCACGUUAUUUCCAUUCACACAAAAGACUACCCUCACCGUUGUGAGUAUUGCAAGAAAGGGUUCCGAAGGCCUUCAGAGAAGAACCAGCACAUUAUGCGGCAUCAUAAAGAUGUUGGGCUGCCUUAAAGUCUCUUGUCACAGACUUAGUGGCUGGAUUUAGAAAGGAAUUUUUGCCUUUCAGGCAGUUAGCUUAUUUUAAAGCCAAUCACCUGCGAUCACACACACACACACACACACACAGACACACACAAAACCCCAACAAAAAACCCCAUACUGUGUAUUUGAUUUGUUGCUGUAUAAAAAUAGGAUUAUUGCUUCUAGUUGACUUUUAUACCUUUUGUUCAAUAGCGUGUUCUGAAUUCUAUUCAGUUUGUUUAAUAAAUGAAGAAAAGAUGGCAACAAUAAAGUUGCAUUUAAUAAAGUAAA
Molecule: messenger RNA, 3020 nt
Organism: Colius striatus (speckled mousebird)
Lineage: Eukaryota; Metazoa; Chordata; Aves; Coliiformes; Coliidae
Gene: ZFX
Product: zinc finger protein X-linked
Exons: 8
Coding region: 336-2720 (794 amino acids)
Biological process (GO): regulation of transcription by RNA polymerase II
Cellular component (GO): nucleus
Molecular function (GO): DNA-binding transcription factor activity, RNA polymerase II-specific; RNA polymerase II cis-regulatory region sequence-specific DNA binding; metal ion binding
Source: RefSeq, a predicted model, not a curated record